AUGACGAUGAGUUCAUCUCAAAGAGAAGUAGAAUAUCUAGCCAAUGAAAUAAUCCAAAAUGAAAGACCAGUUACGUAUCAUAAAUUCUCACGUGCUUUGAGUAUACCGAUAAAUCAAGCCAAAUUAAUUUUGUAUGAAUAUUAUCAAAAGAAUGCUGACAAAUUAACUGCAUCUUUCUUGAUCACCGGGAUUACACCAUCUGGGGAUAGAUUGAUUAAAUUAUCAGAAGAUGAAUCUACAUUGGAAAACGAUAUGCAAAAAUUCGAAACCAUACUUACAAUUCAUAUCUAUUGUAUCAAUUCAAAGGUGUUAAAAUUUACCUAUAGUGACAUUGCAUUAGAAGAAAAGAGAUUCGCAAGUGAUCAUACCAAAAUCAAAGAAUAUGAAAGAAAUGGAAUGAUUGCAGGACCACCCAUAACAAUCAAAGAUGUUAAGGUUACCAAAAACAUCCCAUCAUCACCAGUUGCCCCAGCACCAGUAGCUAAAAGAAGAACAACCGAAACCAAAUUAGCCGCGACAGCCACAACGACGAAACCUGCAACCACAUCUUCGUCAUAUGUAUCAAGAAAACAACAACAACAGGAAGAACAGCCAGCGGCUAGGACAAAGACCUUAAUGUCAAAUUAUACCUCCCGUAAAUCCGAGCCUGAAAAAACAUCUCCCCCUAGAAAAAGAGCAGCUACAGAACCCGCUAAACAACAAUUUGAAUAUAAAUCGAGAAAGAAAACGGCUAAUGAACCAAGGGAACGAGUCAUAUUUGCUGAUCAUGACGAUGCUGACAACGUGAAUGACAAAGAUGAAGACCACGAGCCAGAAUCGGGAUCGCGUCAAACUAAAAUCAACACAUCCGCGCUUGAAAAACUCUUCGAAUCGGAUUUUAGCGACGAUGAUAACGACAAUGAUGUAGCUAUGGAAACCCCCGAGCCCGAAAAGGAAAAAGAACAACCAAUUUUGAUUUCUGAAGAUUCAGAACCCGAACCACACAAAGAAACAUCUCCUAUAGUUGCAGAUAUCGAACCUGAAUCAAUCCCAAUCGAGGAAGAAGACCAACUGCAAGUGGAAGAAGAAGAACAGGAAACAAUGGAGAAGAAAAUAGAUGACGACGGUUACAUCACAACAGUCAGAAAAGGGAGACCUGCAACUAAACCAAAUGCUGCUGGUGGUGCAAAUAAAAGACAAAGAGCAACUACCCCAACUUCGGGAGGCGUUGGUAAGGGUGGAUCAUCACAUGGAAAGAAAAAAGCACAAGCUUCGCUUAUGAGUUUUUUUCAAAAGAAAUAA
Hemisphaericaspora subhashii is the source of this 1281-nucleotide messenger RNA. It is a transcript of the gene POL32, whose product is annotated as DNA polymerase delta subunit. Gene Ontology annotation, cellular component: delta DNA polymerase complex; nucleus. Bases 1 to 1281 code for a protein of 426 amino acids. Gene Ontology annotation, biological process: DNA synthesis involved in UV-damage excision repair; DNA replication; nucleotide-excision repair, DNA gap filling. The transcript has a single exon. Lineage: Eukaryota; Fungi; Ascomycota; Pichiomycetes; Serinales; Debaryomycetaceae. The record is from RefSeq and is a predicted model, not a curated record. Gene Ontology annotation, molecular function: DNA-directed DNA polymerase activity.